Rhopilema esculentum is the source of this 1959-nucleotide messenger RNA. The record is from RefSeq and is a predicted model, not a curated record. Lineage: Eukaryota; Metazoa; Cnidaria; Scyphozoa; Rhizostomeae; Rhizostomatidae.
ACUCUUAACAGCAAAAAACAAAACGAAUAUUGGAUUGAGCUUUGUAAUUUGUGAACUGUAACUAUUUUUUCAAUAUAAUGAAAUUCUUAAUUGUAGGAAAGCAAAAUUUGAGCUUUGUUUCUGGAGGCAUGUAGUUUCCUGAAGAUGAACAGCGUUAAGGGAUCAUUUUCAGGAUUAACGAGAAGUCACACUGAGUCUUUUCUUGUUUACAGGAAUCGUCACAUACAUGAGGAUGACUGGAACAAAUUUUAUGUUUCUAUACCACAGGAUGACACUGCUUCCCUUGUGCAAAAUCAUGAUGCUGAAAUUGGGUAUGGUGGUGGAGGAUUUUCAUCACUUCCCCCUCAGUGGGUUGACAGCGUUGAAGAGAUUCAAUAUGAAAUUUCAAAGAUAAAGCAACGAAUAAAAGACCUCUCUGCGCUUCACGAUCGACAUCUAAACAGACCAACGUUAGAUGACAAUGUGGAGGAAGAACAUGUUAUUGAAAUUACUACACAAGAAAUCACACAGAUGUUUCAUCAGUGCCAGCGUCUUAUUCAAGGAAUUAGUUCGCGUAGCAGGGGUGCUUGCAAAUCAGAACAGAUUAUGGUGCGAAACGUGAUUUCAAGUUUGGCAUCUACGGUGCAAGAUUUGUCGCAAAAUUUCAAAAAAGCACAAUCGAAAUACUUAAAACGCAUGAAAAAUCGAGAGGAAACGUCAAAGCAGUUCUUUGAUACUGGCAUUGGAGCGGAUAACAGUCCCUUUCUUCAGGAAGAGGCAGAUAUUGAUGAACUUUACGACAAGGGUUUCACAACUGCACAGCUGCAGCAGGUGGAGGAUAAUUCUCAAAUGAUAUCGCAACGAGAAAAAGAAAUCCAAAACAUUGUUCGAUCUAUUUUCGAUUUGAAUGAAAUCUUCAAAGAUCUAUCUGUUAUGGUGAUUGAUCAGGGAACUAUUUUGGAUAGAAUUGAUUACAACGUUGAGCAGUCGUCGAUGCAAGUUGAAAAGGGUUUGGAACAGCUAAAAAAGGGAGAGAAAUACCAGAAAAGCUCACGGAAGAUGCUUUGUAUUCUGUUUUUAGCUGUCGCAUUAAUAAUUAUGCUGAUUACGUUGGUAAUUACUAAGACAAAAAAAUGAAUUGUCAUGUACUUCAAGGGUUGAAUGUAGAUGAACCCACUGCGGCAUCGAUCAGACCGAGUGAAUAUCGUUUUCUACUAAAAGGUAAUUGGACAUUUGUUUUAGAAGCAAGAGUUAUCCGUUCUUUAGUGUUAUAUGUACCCAUAGUUGACACUGUACUUGCCUUGAUGUACAAGUUGAACGGGUCAUGUAACAUAUAAAUGGAGAAUCUGAGAAAGCACUUUCUGCUGUGGAGGAGAAAUGUGAACUAAUGGGGGGAAAAGUUCUAGGUAAAAUUAGUUGGUUAAUUCUUUUCUUUCUUUAUGAUAAACCAUGGCACGAUUGCAUGAUUGAUUAAUAUAAGGUUUGCUGUGGUCAGUUUCAAAAUUGUUUGAUAUCAAUGGCUUAAUUCACUGGUACUGCUAAUGGCCAGCACUUCAAGAAUGUGCUGUGCAUCGUAAUACCAUAUCGUUUCCAUGUUUUGAAAAAGUUGUAGCUGCAGCCCUUUUUUGCUCCUUCGUGUAUGAAAAUGUAACAGCCAAAAAGCGUUCUAGGUGCUAAAGAAAGACAAGUAGUGGUAUACAAUCGACAUCGCAAGGUUAAAAGCUUUUUGUGUAUCAUCCCAAAUUAAAAUUCUUCUCAAGUUUGGGGUCCCGCUUCGUCCCCCCAUCCCUUAUUACUUCUUCUCUUGUUGUGUAACUUAAUACUGUGUUCGUUUUGACUCUGCUUGAACAAAGCUUCAAUAUUAAUUUAUAUGUUUGUAUUGGUAUCUCUUUAUAAAAAAACACACUUGAAUUUGAUCAUAUUGCUGUUAUCCUGAUCGUUCUAUGUAUAUAACUGGAAAUAACAAAUUGGUACACGGCU